AUGAAUUCCAUUGGACAAGGGUUAGCGAUAUCCUCGAACUUUUCGAGAUUUAAGCGAGGUGAUCUGGUGAUCAAACAGGAAUUGAACCGGUUGCUGGAACUUGACCAGCAGCAUCACUCGAGCCGCCCCCUCCUCACCAGCGAUGGGCGCAUCCGACUUCGCAACCCUUCGACAGGAACCACCGAAGUCGGGAUCCAAUGGUCAGAACUGCUGGAAAGAGCACCGCAGUACUUUUCGCUGCGAUAUGAUCGUAUCAGGGCCCGCGAGGAAUAUGGAAAGGAGGUCAGUGAGCAAGAGUCCCUCGAGACCGUCCAGCUGAGUGCUGAUGCCGACCACUCCAUUGAGGUGAUGAGGGCAUGGUUGCAAAAAGAGGAAUGUGGAGGCCUCACAGUAGCUCAGUCAGGCGCAUUGCUGGCUUUGGCAGUGUUUAGAAGUGGCACCCCUGUUGGAAAGCUGUUGAGCCGGAACGUGCUGCCUGGGUCAGACGACGGCGGUAAAGGGACAAGGCAGCGGAGCCUGGUGCCCUUGCCGCUUUUGCCGGACUCAAGAGAAGCCUUGAAGGAGCUUUUCAACAGCGGGGAGUUCAGGCGCCUGGCUGGGACUUGGGGGACCAAGAAAUGGAGCAAGGAGAAGGCAGCCCGAAUGAGCAGAAAAACGGGUCUGCUUAUUUGGCAUGGGCUGGUUGUGACCCUCAUCAAUCAUCUGUGGUCAGGAGGAGGUGAAAAGGUCCGGGAGAAGGUGCAACGUUCUCCCCUGCUUGGUGAUUGGGGUAGCAAGCUGGCUGAUGUCAGGAUCUCUUAUCAUGGGGAGGUUGUUGAGAAGUCACAGCACUUGACGCUGGACCAGAUAAGGCCAGGCCUCCCCCCGGCUGGCUAUGGAGCUAGCGUGCCUUUGGCGGAACUAUGCGACGGAGAGCUCAAGGAAAAGCUGAUGAACCCUGGGUCAAAUGUGCUGAAAGACGAGGAUCUGCCGGCUGACGUACCUCGCCCGAAGGUACAAGCUUCCCGGGAACAAUGGAACAUGAUCGUGAAGGACCUCUAUGAAAGAGGUCUAGUGGAAGCAGUAGAGCAGCCGCUGCUUGUGAGGGGCCGACCCGUCCUGAACGGCUCUUUCGGGGUGAUUAAACCCGGCAAAUUCCUUGAAGACGAGAGGCCCGUGCUCCGCCUUAUAAUGGAUUUCAGAGGCACCAAUUCAGUGAGCAAGGUGCUGACUGGAGAUGUUCGUAGCUUGGCUGGUGCACCAGCUUUGCAGCACCUUGUACUCCUGGAGGGGCGAGUAUUGAGGAUGUCUGCUGAUGACCUUGUAUCAGCUUUUUAUUUGUUCGCCAUGCCUCCAGGGUGGAGCCAGAUGAUGGCUUUCAGCAUGAAGGUCCCGUGGACGGUGUUGGGCGUUGAGAAAGAGGGCGAUGUGUACGUCGGCGCAAAAGUUUUGCCGAUGGGAUGGUCGUCGGCUGUUGGCGUACUCCAGCACGCCCAUAGGCGCCUAGCCCUGCGGUCACCGUUGGCCGGGGCAGGCCUUUUGGGGCGCUGCGAAAUCAGGCGUGACGCCAUCUUCCCCGACCUGGAAGAAGCCCUCUGGUCACUGUACUUGGAUGACUCGAAUCUGAUUGAGGUGAUGACAAAGAAGGUGGCAAAAGAGCUUGAGGGGCGUCCAUCAGAGGAACAAGAGCACCUCAGGAGGGCAUACCGUCACUGGGGGAUUCCGGUGUCGCUGGACAAGGCCCUGAUUCGAGCAAACUCAGCAGAGAAGCUGGGGGCAGUCAUAGACGGAGAUGGAGGAGUUCUGAAGACCUCCACCCGACGGGUGUAUAACAACUAUGUAAUGCCCGCUGGGAACCCAUCAUGCUUCUAG
Molecule: messenger RNA, 1851 nt
Organism: Cladocopium goreaui
Lineage: Eukaryota; Dinophyceae; Suessiales; Symbiodiniaceae
Source: the annotation of a GenBank genome assembly